AUGGUGUACCAUGCAGAUGUGCGGGCGAGGGAGAAGGAGUUGGCGGUGGCGGAGAGGGGGAUGGGAUGCUCUUGCGCUCCUCCCUUGGGCAGGAUGAUAUCGAGAUUUAUCAGGAAGUGCAACGGAAGAGAAGGGCGCGUGAGGUACGACGAGAGGAUGGGAAUGGACUAUGCCAUGGCGUACGCUCCCGCGCAGACAUGCUACGUGCGCCCAACAGCUGCGCGCACCGUCACCUUGGCAACCACCACCAGCCAUCACACCACCAACGCCGCUCGCGCCGACGCCGACCAUCCGGAUCGUCCACAUCCACCGCGAGCGCAGGCAACAACGACGACCCUGCCGGGCACGCCGUUUGCACCGGCGGGCGCCCCUGCCCAACGCAAGCCCAAGAAGAAGAAGAAGAAGAAGCACGUCCGGUUCACGCCUUCGGGGCCGGUGCCCGCGGGUGCGGGCGCCACGGCGGCACUGGCAAGCGGCGACAGUGCAGGCAGCGCCUACCACCACGGCCCGCCGGCGGCCGAUCCGUCGUCGUACUCCCCGGCGCCAGCGGCACACGGCGGCUACGCGUACGGGUACGGCCGGUACGCGCCGUCGCCGCUGCCGCGGUGGGAGAUGCUGGGCACGCCGAGGCGGCACGAGUACUUCUCCAGCGAGUACCGGUGGUACUACCCGACGCCGGUGCGCGAGGGCAUCUACAGCAUCGCCACCGACGCCAACGGCCGCCUCACCACCAUCUUCAGCGAGGAGAACCCCAACGCCUGCACCAUCGUCUGA
Messenger RNA from Miscanthus lutarioriparius, 774 nucleotides. The record is from the annotation of a GenBank genome assembly. Lineage: Eukaryota; Viridiplantae; Streptophyta; Magnoliopsida; Poales; Poaceae.